This is a messenger RNA of Phycodurus eques (leafy seadragon), 2353 nucleotides long. It is a transcript of the gene mob2a, whose product is annotated as MOB kinase activator 2a. The transcript has 5 exons. Gene Ontology annotation, cellular component: cytoplasm; nucleus. Gene Ontology annotation, molecular function: protein kinase activator activity. Bases 206 to 922 code for a protein of 238 amino acids. Gene Ontology annotation, biological process: positive regulation of protein phosphorylation; signal transduction. Lineage: Eukaryota; Metazoa; Chordata; Actinopteri; Syngnathiformes; Syngnathidae. The record is from RefSeq and is a predicted model, not a curated record.
CGUUUUCUGUCUGGGCGGCCGGGGGGAAGGGGGUGGGGGUGGGAGUCAACUGACCCCCGGAGAGAGCGAGCGACGGGACUCGGCGGCGCAAGGCAAGCCGGGCAGCGAGACAGUCGGCCGGGUAAAGUAAGGGGGGGAGUCGCCUCCGACUCCUGGUGUUAUCCCCUGCUAGCUAGCCUUAGCUACGCUAGCUCCACACAGCACCAUGGACUGGUUAAUGGGGAAGUCGAAGACAAAACCAAAUGGAAAGAAGCCUCCAGCCGAAGAGAAGAAGCAAUACCUAGAGCCGGAGUUCACAAAGAUCCGAGUGGUGGAUUUUGACCUUAAGGAGCUGGUGGUGCUGCCCCGAGAGAUAGACCUCCACGAAUGGCUAGCCAGCAACACAACUACAUUCUUCAAUCUUAUCAACUUACAGUACAGCACCAUCUCAGAGUUCUGCACUGGCGACAGCUGUCAAGCCAUGACGGCAUGCAACACAAUAUACUACUGGCAGGACGAGAAGGGAAAGAAGACAAAGUGCACUGCGCCACAAUAUGUUGACUUUGUUAUGAGUCUUUGUCAGAAACUGGUGACGGAUGAGGAAACCUUUCCUACGAAAUAUGGGAAAGAAUUCCCCAACUCCUUUGACACGUUGGUGAAGAAGAUCUGCCGGUAUCUGUUCCACGUGCUGGCUCACCUCUACUGGGCGCACUUUAAAGAGACGGUGGCACUGGACCUGCAGGGCCACUUGAACACUCUCUAUGCACAUUUUGUCGUUUUUGUAAGGGAAUUCAACCUGGUUGACCCGAAGGAGACCUGUAUCAUGGACGACCUGUCCGAAAUCCUGUGCGCCCCGGCCCCGCCGCCGUUGGCCGUGCCGGCCCCGUCCUCCCCGACCUCGUCCCCCUCCCCGUCCUCACAAAACCACGUGACGGAGAGAUGAGCGGAGGCGCCGCCGAGGCGCCGGCCCUCCCGGAGUUGAUCGAGGACAAGAUGGAGGAAAGACGGCCCGGCCGCUUUCCGCGGUGUGUCAGCAGGACUUUAGAGACCUUCCGCUACUCUUGUGUAUUUCUCUGCAGCGCCAACCAACCAGUCGGAGAGGGGAGGGGGGAUUGGCGGGGUUUAGGGGGGUGGGUUUUAGCGAGGGGUUUAUAACGCCAGCAGGAAUUGGCGUGAACGUUCCUCCCAGGGAUCAAAACAAAAAAACAUGCCUCCCAUCUUCUCUGCCAUGUAAACCAGGACAAAAAAACUAAGGCUGCGUUUAAUUUGUUUUGUUUCAUUUCACUUUUACUUUUUGUCGGGAGGUUAUUUGAUUCUAUUUUGCUGUUGUCGGGUUAAAGGUGUGCGUGUGGGGGGGCGUCGCGGCGUGGUUAUCGGCUCUCUCCUUUACCCUCUCGCUAGCACACAUCCUGUACGCAAGGGGGCCGUACAGUACACUGUGCGGCGUUUGCGUCGAACGGCGAGAGACGUCUCUGCCGGCCUCCUCCGACAGCCCCAAUUGCCACGCUGGUCCUGAGAGUGGCACGGUGGGUAAUAUUAGCCAAUCCCUGGUCGGGUUGAUUGAAGGCACCGCCUACUCAGGACCUGAGAGAAAGUAUGUCCCUGCUGCCAGAGAGGCUUCCCCCCCCCACCCCCACCCCCACCCUUUUCUUCCUUUGACCCUUUAGUUUGCCAAACUCCACAUGACCGACCUACACAUUGACAGCCUGGCCCCCAACAAACGUCAUGUAGCCUACUUACCUCUAGAGGGCAGCAAAGGUGAAAAUGCGGAAACAGAAGAAAAUAUAAAGAUUGUAUAUUAGAUAUUUAAUCUGAUCAGAGAAAUGGUGAUACUUUAACAGACUGGUGGGUGAAUUGCAGUGGUUCUGUUAGUGUUCAGUGUAGCACGCCUCCUCCCUCCGCUUUGUGUGGCGGACACACACACCUGCCCCAGCAGCAGGACAGAUGGACAAAAACGGGAUGUCAUGUCCGCAGUUCCACAAAAAGCAACAUGGGGAAAAGGGCGAAGAGGGGGGAUGCGGAGCAUGCUGGCGGCCAGCUGCAAAUCUCCGGUCUUCUUAUUUUGUUGUUGUUUUUGAGUUUUUCACCUCCCUUUUUAAAAUUUGCUUUUAAAGAGACUAUGAAAGUCAAAUUAGUUUGGAGAUAAUGACAAUAGUUAUUACACAUAGAAAAGAGAACUUCUGUCAGACAGCCUCUAUGUGGAGGAGGAUUGAGUUUAUAUUUGUCCCUUUUAUAAUUUAUUUUUUUCUUUUUUGCAGGGUUCUUCAGUUCUGGCUCUUGUUUUUAUGUAUUUUAAUUAUUAACUAAGUUAAAAGCAAUUUAAUAUUUCAAGCUCUGCUGAUUAUAAUCUAAUAAAAGAAAAAUGCCGUUCUAA